Messenger RNA from Lingula anatina, 3027 nucleotides. RefSeq names its product rab9 effector protein with kelch motifs. The record is from RefSeq and is a predicted model, not a curated record. Gene Ontology annotation, molecular function: protein binding. NCBI's taxonomy places the organism in Eukaryota, Metazoa, Brachiopoda, Lingulata, Lingulida, Lingulidae.
UAUACUGUACCACAUAUAAACAUCAGCUGUGAAAUUUUCAACCACCCUGUACUGAAUGAUUUUCACAUUGGAUGCGGGUGUAGCUAUAGCUAAAUGUUAAAGUGAACAUCAUCGUGUACAUAUGUGGCAACAGUACUCCUGCAAGUAACAUUAGGCUGAUAUAAGAGUAGUCUAGAUCAGUAUUACAAAGAUGGGAACCACUAACUGCGGAGGAUUUAGUGCCUAACACUGCGACUGCCAGUGGGAGAUAGAUUAACAUCAUUAUUCUAGGUAUCCCAGUGGAGGCAAUGCUCCUAAAUGAGUCACCUACCCCGAAUAGACCCAGAUGUACUUCAGUCCAUCCACCUUCGCUACGAGGACACAGCGGCAGCCAUAUUCCGCCAAAAUCAAAAGAAAAAAGGAGAAGCAAAAAGUUACUUGACGUUUGGAGAUUCCGCCAAAACAUUUGCAUAUGGAAAAUUUGGGAACGAGGCUGUCACAGUACGAAUGAAAGGAAAAGAGGUGCUAAAAGUCGACGACAGAGCUAUUAUGUCAAAAGUUUGCACAAUAUUAUGAGGACUUGCUCAGUGGAUAGACUUCUGCCUUCCUGAAUUCAGACACAAUAAUUAGUUCUUUGUGGUGUUGUACUUGCGUUGGUGAAACAAGGAGUUGUGCCUUUAUUUUGUUUCAAGCAUCUUCAGUGCAGCAUUGUUAUUGUGUUUUUAUGUGUGGACGGGAAGUUGAUAUCCAUACAUAACAUCUUUGUAAUCUGAGUUAUAGGAUAAGAUUGACAUUUGAACACACCACUUUUUUUGUUCUUUACUAAAUAAUUGUCUUUCAUUCAUCAUCAUCAUUUUCAUUAAACCAGAAGUCAUACACACAUUAAAAGCAAAUAUGGAUCUUCAAGUCCAUCCAAUUCUAGAGAAAAACACCAUCCCAAAUCCAGCACUGUGGUAUGUUUUUUCAUCCACUGGAGAGAGCCCCACUAUGAGAGUUGGCCACACCUGUACCUUCGUGCCGGGGCAAGAUGGCAACAGUAGAAAAGUCUUUUGUAUUGGAGGAGCCAAUCCCAGUGGCCCUUUCAAUGAAGUUUAUAUCCUAGACUUGGAAACAUUUCAGUGGGACACUUGUGAAAGCCCAGCACUGAUUGCACGCUACGAGCAUUCCGCCUUUGUGCCACAGAGUCAGCCAGGGAAAAUUUACAUCUUUGGAGGAGCCACCCAGACAGGUAAUUUAAAUGACAUUCAGGUCUUUGAUGUCGGUUCGAAGACAUGGAGCACUUUAACUCCUAAAGGAACACCUCCUUCCCCAAGAACACAUCACGUCAAUGUCUGUGUUGGCGACAGUUUCAUUGUGUACAGUGGAGGACAGAGCGGUGCUGACCCAGUCACUGACCGCCAAGUCCAUUGCUACGAUGCACUCACUAACACCUGGUCAACAUUAAACAUUAAAGGAGAUCCUCCAAAACCUCGUCAUGGUCAUAUUAUGGCAGCAGUUGGCAACAAAGUAUACCUUCAUGGGGGCAUGGCAAAUCAGACAUUCUACGAUGACCUGCAUGUUUUAGAUUUAGACAAGAAAACGUGGAUGUUGGUGAAAAAUAAAAAAGUUUAUCCAUCCGCCAGGGCUGCUCAUGGAGGGGUGGCUGUAGGCAGUGACAUCUGUGUAUUUGGGGGGAUGAACAAGGAAGGUGCACUGGAGGAUAUGUAUAAGCUAGAUACAGUUUCCAUGAAAUGGACCAAAAUAGAACUAGACGGACCCCCACCCACCAACCGCUUAGAUUUUGGUAUGUGCGCCAUACAACUGGACCCUCCCCCUGCAGAGGUGCCAUCUGGUGGUGGGGAUGGUGUUGCCAGUGGUGGACAGCAGGUCAAAGCAGUACUGGAACAGCAAUUGCAAGGACUUAAUCUCACUGGGAAGACAGAUGGAGCCACAAGCUCUCCAAAGCUAGCAGCAGGUCAGCAAGACCAGGACACCGAGAGCAGCAGCACAACUGUAGACGGCAGCUCGGUGGUUGCCAGUGGGGAACCAGGACAAGACCAAGUGGCAGCUGUGGCAGGGAAAACAUUGGACAUGUUGUUUUUAUUUGGAGGAAUGGACACAGAGGGUGAAAUAUUUGAUGACAGUUUGGUGUAUCUGGUUUCAUGACAAGAUAGCAUGUGAUCCUAAGUGAGAUUUUUAUUUGUCUGCGAUGAGUGAUGGUCUUCGCUGUUUAGUAUGGCAGAAUACAGCCGCAGAGCAGGAGACAUUUCAGUUAGAGAAAGCAACUGAUUGUAGAAAUAUUUGACUCAUUGUUCUUUACCAAGACUCUGGGUCCUCUUCUCCAAGAAAACAUUUGGAAUACUAUGUAUCCAGAAAGGACUGGGUUAUCCACGAACUCGGUCUCUCUCUCAUAGUAUUGUAUACAGUGCAGCAUUUUUUGCUAAUGUUAGAAUGGGGUUGUGUGGCAUCAAGCUCAAAUGUUGUAAUUAAUUUUUUAAUUACAAGUCAGUUACAUUAUUUAGACAUUCAUGUGCAUAAAUGCCAAUCAUACUCGUGCUCAUUUUACAUUUUGAUUUUUCAUUUAUCAUUGCUGGUUACACAGAUUACUAUCUUCAUCUACACCAUUUAAGAGUGAUACAGCUCUUUUAAACAGCAACGCAAAAUAAGAAGUUUGAAAGGGCUUCAUUUUGUUCAAGUAGUUUUAUAGCAAAUCUUUGUAGAGUGACAUUAAUUUGCGGUGUUUAUAUUUUGUUUUAUUAGAACUUUUGGAAGGGCAAGAAUAAUUUUGCUAAAAUAUCUGUCCAAGGGUAUAAGAUUGCACUGGGUAGUUUGUGCUCAUUAUUUGCUGGUAUAUCUAUAUGAUACAAUUCAAGUGUUAAAGACAUCUGGUUUCUUAAUGUGCUGAAUAAGAGGGUGAAAGAAAAGUGGUUUAAAUGAGUACUAGCUGCUGAAUAGUAUUUUAAGCAAUGUGUAUUGUUGCAUUUAACAUCUUUGAAUUGGAGAAAUUAAUAAUAUUGCUUGUGGCAUAAAUCGGGAGACAAAUAAAACAUGAAUGAAAUUCUUGUCAAA